Molecule: messenger RNA, 1207 nt
Organism: Cynoglossus semilaevis (tongue sole)
Lineage: Eukaryota; Metazoa; Chordata; Actinopteri; Pleuronectiformes; Cynoglossidae
Gene: ccnd3
Product: cyclin D3
Exons: 6
Coding region: 161-1129 (322 amino acids)
Source: RefSeq, a predicted model, not a curated record
AAUCUGAUUUUUUUGGUUGAUUGAAGUUUAUUUUAAAUGUGAACACCAAAAUAAUAUAAAAAGACAUUCAAACAUAAGCCAUGGAAAUAUAUAUUUGAAACGGAGUGAGAAGAAGUAUAACUUAUAGACUCUCAGUAUGUGACGUACACAAGUACAGUAUAUGACUCAGUGGACCAUGGCGGAUUGCGAGAAAGAGGAACUUAAAUCCGAAUUAAGGGAGAAAAACAACUGUAUAUCGGGCCACAACGUAUUCCACCGAGCCGUCACCGACCCUGCAGUGAACGGCGACCUCCGAGCCCUGCGCUACUUGAGGGCCCAGGAGCUGCAGUGCUCGACUACUCCACACGGGGAGCGGGUGCAGUCCGACAUUAGGCCGUACAUGAGGAGAUUACUGGCGAUGUGGAUGUUUCAGGUGUGUGAGGAGCAGAAAUGUGAGGAGGAGGUGUUCCCACUGGCCAUGCAUUAUCUAGACUCCUACCUAAGGCAGUUUACCAUUGAGAAAGAAAGACUGCAGCUCUUAGGGACUGUCUGCAUGUUCUUGGCUUCAAAAAUGAGAGAGACAGUCUCCCUAACUGUAAACACCCUUUGUAUCUACGCUGACAACUCCAUCUCAGCCACAGACAUCCUGCAGUGGGAGAUGUUGGUGGUGUCCAGAUUGGACUGGUGUCUGGCCUCUGUGAUUCCCUCCGACUUCCUGGAACCAAUUCUUCAUGCCUUACCCUUUGUUCAGCCCAUGCACUUUCAAAACAUGCGCAGGCAUGUUCACUGCUACAUUGCUCUGGCUGCCACUGACGACAGGUUCUCCGUGUUCAUGCCCUCCACUCUUGCAUGCGCCUGUAUCAGCCUUGCUGUGCAGGGGGUAAAAUCAGCAGACGCUAACACCAGUCCUGAGAUAGUGACGAAGUUUUUGGCUGACCUCCUGUGCAUCGAUCUGAACUCCAUCUGUCUCUGCUGUGAGCAGCUCAGGAGUCUGCUGGAGCACAGCCUACCCUCCUGUUUUAGGAGCGGCAGUAAAGUAAAAACACGUGGCUCAGAGAUCAGCUACACCCCUGGUGACUCUCAGCAUGUUGCAGCCACACCAAAGAAUUUACCUUCCUCUGUCACAAACAAGAGUGGAAGAAUGGAAUAGAAAAAUAAUGGAAGAAAGAAUCGAAAUACUGGACAGAAGUUUAUUUUGUAGUUAGGACCAGUGUGUAAUAUUGAAGGU